AUGGCGGCAUACGACGACCAAGGCCUGCAAGCAAAGUCCAUAGCUAAGAUCAACCAGCACACGCUGGGCAAGUACCUGCAGCCGUGCCGCGGCCCGGACGCCAAGUACAAGCCAGACACGGACGAGGUGGACGGCCUCGUGGCGCUGUCGUACAUCCAGCUGUCCGUCCACAACGACCAUCUGAAAUACAUCCAACACGUAGUCACGACGUGCGACACGUGGAACGAGCUCAAGGCGAUCUAUGAGAACACGUCAGAAGUCAGCCUGGUCACGUUGCAAAUGAAGAUGUACAAGCUCGACUGGAGCGAACAGAUCGACCUCGAGUCCUUUGCCGACCAAUUCCAAGAGCUCACACGCAAGAUCACCGCCGCCGGCGACGGCAUCCCAGAACGGUCGCACGUCAUCCGGUUCCUUUGUCUGCUGCCGCCACGCUUUGCAAACACCGUGAGCUACAUCACACGCGAGAGCCGCGACACAACCAAGUUCGCUACCAUAGAAUGCCGCCGCAGACAAACCGACGAAGCCAAAGGCGUUCAACGGCACAGCGUCCAGGACAAGCCGCACGGCAAUAGCGGCGGACGAGGCGGUUAUGUCGGCGCCCCAGGCGGGGGGCGCUUCAGUGGGCGCGGACGUGGACGCAGCUUUAGCAAUGGCCGCGGCGGAGGCCGCACAAGCUGGCGCGGCACCGACCAAGGCAACUACGCCGAAGAAGAUGAAAUGGAAGUCCUCUUCAUGAUGGAAGAAGACAUACCUGUGUCCAGUCGUCCGAAUGACGAAGACUCAUGGUGGCUGACAGACAAAGACCCGGCUGUCGACUUCGAAACCGGCACUGUCUCCAUGGAGCUGAAUCAAUAUGCGACAGACGAAACCGACGACGGCGCCACUGCGCACAUGACUGUCGACAUCGACUUGCUGCAUUCUGUCGUGGCCUGCACCCGCGGCGUCCGCCUAGCCGACGGCCAUCCUAUCCCAGUGACCGCCAUGGGCGACCUAAAGAUCAAGUCAGAAGAAACAGGACGUACGGCCAACUUCAAGAAUGUCCUUUACGUACCGACCCUCAAGAAGUCGCUCAUGUCCAUCAGCCGCAUCAACCGCCAAUCAGGCGACGCCUCGCUGGUCUUCAAGAGAGACAGACAGACCACUGGCAGCUAA
This is a messenger RNA of Aphanomyces astaci, 1152 nucleotides long. RefSeq lists its product as hypothetical. The transcript has 4 exons. Bases 1 to 1152 code for a protein of 383 amino acids. Lineage: Eukaryota; Oomycota; Saprolegniomycetes; Saprolegniales; Verrucalvaceae. The record is from RefSeq and is a predicted model, not a curated record.